Messenger RNA from Botrytis deweyae, 489 nucleotides. RefSeq lists its product as uncharacterized. Bases 1 to 489 code for a protein of 162 amino acids. Lineage: Eukaryota; Fungi; Ascomycota; Leotiomycetes; Helotiales; Sclerotiniaceae. The record is from RefSeq and is a predicted model, not a curated record. The transcript has 2 exons.
AUGACUAUAGAGCAUCGUCAAGAAAUAGCUCAACUUCAAACCAUCCAAGCUCGUCAAGAAACCAUUCAAGAAACCAUCCAACUUCGACGAGAACUUACUGCAGAGUAUCGUCAAGAAAUAGAUCAAGCUCGUCAAGAGACCAUUCAACUUCGUCAAGAACUCACUACAACUCACACAAAAGUUGCUACACUGGAGGAAAAACUCAUUCAUAAAGUUGCCCACAACGAGGAACUGCAGAAUCAACUACGUGGUUGCAAGGAGGAACUGCAGAAUCAACUACAUGAUUGCAAGGAGGAACUGCAGAAUCAACUAAAUGAACGUAAUGAGAGCCAGUUGCUGCUCCGCGAGGAGAGAUAUGGAUAUCAAGCUCAGGCCUCAGAUAUCGAAAUCCAAAAGCUCAAGAAACAUAUUCAAAGCCUGUAUAUUGUAUUGAAAGGUCUUCUUUUGGUCCUCGGGCUACUAGCAAUUGUUUUGUUAUGGAAAAAUUAA